Molecule: messenger RNA, 4038 nt
Organism: Mytilus trossulus (common blue mussel)
Lineage: Eukaryota; Metazoa; Mollusca; Bivalvia; Mytilida; Mytilidae
Product: tetratricopeptide repeat protein 12-like
Exons: 17
Coding region: 226-2436 (736 amino acids)
Biological process (GO): sperm axoneme assembly; axonemal dynein complex assembly
Cellular component (GO): cytoplasm; centrosome
Molecular function (GO): protein binding
Source: RefSeq, a predicted model, not a curated record
GUUUACCCAUCAUUAUCGAAAACACUUGCAUUUUAUUACAAAGUCCUGCCAGUCUGCCAGCCCUCAAAAUCCAACAUAAAACAAGCGUUAAUAGAUUAAUCCACUUGUACUAAAAGAUCAAUCUAGACUUUCAAGGAAGAAAUGAACAUGUAUUAGAAAAUAGCGAAUGAAGCAAUAAUCUAUGCCUAUAAUGCUAUAUGGUUGUUAAUAUAAACAAAUUCAAAAAUGGCGACGAAUAAUGAUGGUAUUGGCACACAGAAAGAAAUUGAUGAUUUUUUAAGCAAGGUUGAUGAAAUAGAAAAUCUGGUGAAAACAAUGAAAUAUGGAAAGGGUCAAGAUGUGUCUACAGCAAUGCAGAAAGCUGAUAAAAUGAUUGAUGAUAUUAGUAAAAAGAAGGCUGCCAAUGAACUAAAAGAUGAAGAUGGUCUUCCUCAAACUAAAACAGGCUUCAAUAAGACUGUUAUUAACAAGACUGAAAAUGUAUCCUCAAAUAUCACUCCAGGAGAAACCCAUGGAAUUGAUCAGCCAGUAAACCAAGAAGCUUUUAUGGCAAUAUUAGAAGCAGAUGCUAAGGAAAGAGCUGAACAGAGGAAAAUCAGAGAAAAAGAAGCCAACGUUUUGAAAGAACAGGGGAAUGAGUACUUUAGACAAGAAAAUUAUCACUUAGCUCUAACUUGCUAUUCAAAGGCUUUGGACCAAAUAAAAGACAUAACAGUGUUAUACACAAACAGAGCUCAGACGUUGAUUAAAAUAGAGAAAUACAGAGAGGCACUAACAGACUGUGAUUGGGCUUUAAGGUUAUCACCAAACUGCAUUAAAGCUCACAUACACAUGGGAAGAGCACACCUAGGACUGAAAGAUUAUAAUAAAGCAAGAGAUUGUUUCCAAGAGGCUCAAAAACUUGAACCAAAAAUGGAAAGUGUAAUCAAAGAAUAUAUGUCAGAAGUAGACAGGGCUGAGGAACAAGAAAAAGAAGAAAAAAAGGUUAAAAAGUUAUUUGAGAGUGGUGACAAGAAUUGCUGUGGUAUUGCUUAUCUACUGGAGAAAGUCUUAAAACCAAAUCAACUACCAAUUUAUUAUGCAGGAGGUUUCAAACUUCUUGGCUCUGCUGUAAAUAAUAAUGAAGAAAGAACACUAUUCAGAACAAAAGGAGGUUUACGUCUGAUAGAAGAACACUCAUAUUUUCAAAAGUGUUUUGCUGCAUCUCCAAGGAGCUUAUCUCAGGAAGAAUUAGACAUGUUAACAGCUGGUAUAGAUAUGUUCAAUAAAGCAUGCAUUGACUGUGAAACAAACCAACAGUUGAUUGUAACAUCCAAUGGAUUUCCAAAUAAAUUUUUAAGAUUUUUAGAAGUAAACAUAAAAAGUAAUGGAAAAGUAAUGAAGACAGCAUGUAUUAAUUUCCUGAAUACAGUUGCAUUGACAGAACUUGGAAGGUCGACUGUUAUCCUCACAUUCAAUAUGACAAGGCUAUUAACAUUAUUAUAUGACCUGGUUAGAACUAAUGCUAGCUUGGCAGUCAUGGCUGGUUACAUCUUAAACAACUUGGCUUUAGAUAAGAGGUUUAAGCAACAGAUCCGAGACAAAAUGGAUGAUAUCUUACCAUCAUUUGAAAAUCUACUGAAAGAUAAUUCAAGUGUUUUACAUGUUCUUCCUUCCUGUAUUUCAACAAUGAUGAACCUAUGCUAUGACCCUAAUAUUCGACUUAAGAUCUUGAACAGGAAUGAGAUGUGGAAAGCUAAUGUAGACUUAUUGGUUAUCCAUAAAGAUAAAUUAAAAGAACCAGUCAGCAUUGAAUUAGUUGAAGCAUGUCUUGGAAUGUUAGCAAAUCUAACCUACGAACCAUCUCAAAAUAUGAAGGAAUUUAGUUUGCCUAUUUGUAAAAAUUGUUUAGAAUUAUGUUCAAAGUUCAAGCAUUAUAAACUGAUAGUUCAAAGAGCAUUUACUAUUCUUGGCCAUAUUCUGCCACAUUCCAUUCCAACAGUAGAUUGGUUCUGUGAGAAUGCAGGGCAUGAACUUUUGCUGUACUGUAUAAAGAAUGAAGAAGAAUUGGAAGAAAAUAAGAAAUCAGCACUAAAGGGUUUAGCAGGAUGUACUCAAAUAAAUGACCAGGCUAGAAUAUUUAUAGUUGAUCAUAAAGGUUUGGGAACUUUGGUUAAAUCCAUUAAGAGUUGUGAUGAAAGUGUAAUUGGCAAUGCAGCUCUUUGUUUAGGUCACUGCACACAAAUUCCAAAAGUGUGUGCAGCUCUUACAAAAACAGAUAUUAUGAAGGAUCUUCUUGUAUUAGCCAGAGAUGGAAAACGCCCACAAUUACAGAAGAACUGUGCUAUACUUAUAGCAAAACUUGCUCAGGGUGACACCAGGCAUUUGGAAAAAUUACGUGAAUUACAUGGAAUUGAAAUACUACACAGUUGUAUGAACUACAUCAAGACAUCAUAGCAAAUUCGUUUGUUUUAAGUGUUACAUUAUCUUCAAAGUGUAUAUAAGAUAUAAAUGUUAACAUUAGGCCACACCAAUUUAAUUUCUUGUUCUACGGAUUUUUGGACUCCAAAAAUUGGGGCGAGCGAGCGAUUUGAAAAUUUUAAUAAAAAAAUAUUUAAUUUGCAAAUUUUUGAGGCAAAGCUUAAAAAGUAAAGGCGAGCGAUUAUAAUUUUUUUUUGUAAACAUAAAAUAGUAGGUUUUGACUAUAUUAAAACUUGAUUUAUCACUUGUAUCUUGACAUUUCUUUAAUUUAUGAAAUAUUUUUUCCCUGUUCAACAAGAAAUAAUUGAAUAAUUAAAUCUGGUCUAUGUAUGUGUGACUGACAAUGAGACAAUUCUCCAUCCAAGUCAUAAUCAGGUUCAGAACAACCCCUUAAUGUUAUGAAUAUCCCUUUUAUGAGGGUUCAAAAUAUAAAAGUUAUAAUAUAUUUUUGAGUAAAAAAAAAAAAGUACAAAAGGGCUUAUAUUUUCCCAAAGAACUAUAAUAUUUGGUAUUAAAUGGUCAAAAUAUGUCCAAGAAUUUUGUAAUAUUCCUGGACUUUAACCAUGUUAACACAUUUACUUUAACAGUUUAAUAUUAUUCAAAAUAAGUGGACCCAUCCCUCUUUUAGAAAAGUUGUUUAAAAUAUAAUGUAUUUCUCCUCUUUUUGAGUAAAAAAUUCUAAGUUGUCAAAGGUUUUGUAUAGUAGCACUGUGCAAAUCCUUAGUAUUUCUAUUUUUAUUUCUACAACAGACUGAACAGUAAACAUGGUAAAAUGACCGCUUCAAGGCCCUUGUCUGAGGGAGGGUUGGUCCCAACCUGAUAAUAACAAACAUAGGUCAAAGUACGGCCUUUUACACAGUGCUUUGAUCAAGACCAACCAGCAAGCUAUAUCAGACCACAACUUAGUAGGCCUAUUGUACACAAUUCGAACAGGAAAACCAACGAUCUAAAUAAUAUUUCCAAACGGGAAAAUACCAAUGAACCACAUCAACAAACGAUAACUGCUGAACGACAGGUCUCUGAAUCAACCAGGACAGGUGCACAAACCUGCAGCGGGUAUGACGGUCAGCAUACAUAAUAAUUGCAGUUGAAGGCAAAUCCUUCAGAAGUUCUUUAAACUUUAUUUUAACAACGAACAUUUUUUUUUAUAGGGAAUAUAAGUUAGGGGGAAAGAAACCAACGUUUUGUUCUGUACUGGUAUUUCUAUUUAUAUCGGAGCACUCACGCUUGGAAUAAAUUGGUUUCAUGCCGAAACAAAUAUUCUCGCAGAUAUUUACAGUGUUGUGGGGUGCUGAUAGGUUUAAAAUCGUUAUAUACAGGCUAGACUGUGAUUUUAAAAAACAAAUGUUGAGAUUUUCAUAUAAUAUUUACAAAAAAACGAUGCGGGAAAUGGACAUGAUUUCAUUUCCGGAUGCGGGAAGCGGGAAUAUAAUAAAAAUCAAAAAAAUCUGUUUUUAAAAAUAGGUGCGGGCGGGUCCGUCGAACAAGGAAUCAAAUUGGUGUGGCCUUAGUGAUAUUUCUCUUUUAAAAACUGGUUUUAUAAUAUUAUUUCUGUGAAAAUAAAUUUGUUUUUAAGAA